ACGCUACUGAACAGUGUUGGGCCGCGGCCCGCUGUGUUCCUUCGACUCCGUUGACCUCCAUUCACACAGUAAAUAAAAGCAUGGAGGCUCCGACUCUCGGGGUCUAACGCCGAGCAGCGGGGGGUAAAGACAUAGCCGCAUGCGCUCUCCCUUUCACACGCAGGAAGAAGGCAGCAAGGCGGCGAACGCUCGGCCUCUCGUUUUACGUGAAAGUGACGAUUGGAGUUGGCGACGGGAGCGGGGUAGCCCGCCGUGCCGAGCAUGAACCGGGGGGCUGUGGUGGCCAGGCACAAUGGCCUCGUCUCUCCGCUGGGGAACAACAACUCCGGGGCAUCGAGCAUCGUCUCACCAGCGAAGACGCGAGCCACUAGCCUCUCCGCCGCUGCCGACAGCGGUGCCGGCGGCGCGGUGGGCGGCCUGGCGGAUUUCUCCAAAGGCCCCGCUAUCAAAUCGGAGCUUGUGUGCAAAUGGGUUGACCGAACUUGUGCGAGACAGAGGCUUGGGCGGACGGCGACAUCCGUCUGCGACCAAACUUUCAGCUCCAUGCACGAGCUGGUUGACCACGUCACCACCGAGCAUGUAGCAGCGGGGCUCGAGACCCUCAGUCACGUCUGCAUGUGGGACGAGUGUAUGCGCGGCGGGAAGGCGUUUAAAGCGAAAUACAAACUCAUCAACCACAUCCGCGUGCACACUGGAGAGAAGCCCUUUUCAUGUGGAUUUCCCAACUGCGGCAAGAUGUUCGCACGCUCUGAGAACCUGAAGAUUCACACGCGCACGCACACUGGUGAGAAGCCAUUCCAGUGUGAGUUUUGUGAGCGACGCUUUGCCAACAGCAGCGACCGCAAGAAGCAUUCCCAGGUCCACACUGCCUCAAAGCCCUAUGACUGCAAGGCCCUCGGCUGCACCAAGUCCUACACCCACCCAAGCUCCCUGCGCAAACACAUGAAAGUUCACAUAAAGUUGUCACCUACCUCUGAAUCCCAGGACCUGUACGACUCCAUCCCUCAUUCACUCCAGCAGCCUCAUCAGGCUCUGCUCGAGCCCCUCAACCUCAAGAUGAACCGCCUCUCCCCAUCUCUCCCCAACGACAAUGCUCACUUUCUGUCGAAUAACGAUUUGGACAUUGGCUCAGCCAACGAAGUGGACCAUAAGCUGCUGCUGCGGAGUUCAUCUCCAUUGCCAAUGCCUCUUGAUCUCUCUCUGUCGGGCUUGAAGAGUCAGCUGGCCCAGAAGCAGCAGAGCAGCAGGACGCCACGCAGGAGCCAGCGCACUGUCAACUCAGUCUUACCUCAGUUGUCUAACAUUAAAGAGUGGUAUGUCUGUACCAGGACUACAGCACCACACUUGCCACUGCUUCACCCAGACCACAUUAAAUCAGAACCAAGUGAUGAUGAAGAGUAUGUCACAUGAAACAGAUGUGAAGAAGGGACAUCACGGACGAUGCACCAUGGAAUCCUAGUUGCUGUCACUUUCCAGGACCAGUAGUCGUAUACCGCUCUGAGAAGGAAGAAGCUUUUCCUUUUGUUGUCUAAAAUCUAAAACUCAUCCCCAAAUUGUCUUCAUCUGUGGACCAAAAACUAUAGUAAGAAAUUAUGCUAGAAGGGACAAAGCAUUUGAUUUAAACUGUUAUGCAAAGUAAAAAAUCUGUCUUAGUGAGUAAACCUACCAGAUGAGUUGACUGUGGACCAGAGAAUGUUUCCAACUGCUCUGCUUACUGUUAAAGAAUACAAAGAGUGUUUGUACAUGAGGUUGAUCUAAAAGCUCCACCUACGCUAGAUCAAGUUGUUUUAAGGGCUAAAUUGAUGCUGAUGGGAAGCGGUUAGUGUUAGCUUGUGGCAGCACUGUGCAUGCAGUAACACAGCAGGUGAGUGUGUGCCUGUUGAGGAAUGGUUGUUUUUUUUUUUAAAGCUGGUCUAAGUGGUAGGGAGUAUUUGUCACUAAAACUCUUCUGUUUUACAAAGCGAUGCGGGUCAUGUUGGAUAUUUACUAGAAACACAAACACCAAUCUAGAAAGCAAGGUACAAGGAACGUGUCUAGUUCCAUUUUAAAACGCUCUCCACAGUUUAGCUGAGGCUUAAAACCUUAGCAGUUCUAGUGAGUAAGGCUUUUACUUUGAAAGUUUAGGUCAUUAGAGUUUUCAAAAAGUUGAUUUAUGCAGCCAAGAUCUCUAUUAAUAUCCAAACAGACAUAUCAACAUCACAGUUAUAGAAAACUUGAAAAAUCCUGAACCACGUCCUUUUAUUUUUUAAGCAGACUAAUAAGGCUGGUUUAUAUUUGUGGUUUAUAUUGUCAGGGGAUUUGACUGAGGUCUCUAUUAACAAAACUCUUGCUAGUAACUAUAUGUGAUCACAGUCCGACACUGCAGUUGGAAGAGUGUUGGAUUUAUGCUUCUGUGUACUCAUCCUUAACCUCUUCAACUCAUUGGGCCUUUCAGUAGGUUAAUCGCCUGCAUCUGUUUACACUUCGUUAGUCAAGACCCCAAAGUUUUGAGAAUGUCUCUAUGUGUCAUCCACGUAUUCUUUUAACAUGAAUGUGUGUUUUAAAUGAUGCACAAGAUGUUUGGUAGUUUUCCCUUUGAUGACAUUGCUGCCAAGUGGCAUCUUGGACUUCAGUGUUGACGCCAUGUAGGUGUGUGUAGAGUGUGUACGAAUGUGGGACAUCUUUCAUCUAGGUUUAAAUGGUUCAUAACACUUGUUAACAUCCAUCGAUCCAAUAGUAACCUUAUUUAAAUCUGAUUUGGAACCUUGAAGCAAAUAUCCCACAUUUAGCUAUAUUUUGGUGAAAUUUGAGAGAGUGCACACCGGGAAAGUGAUGAUUACUAAUUGUGCAGGAAAGAUGUAUACAGUUUUACAGUUUUAAAAAUAAAAACUUUCCUAAAACCAGUGCAGUUAUCCAGACAUUGUAUUAGUUACAGUCUUACUGUAUUAGUUACAGUCUCAUUGGGUUUCUCCAGCUGUGUUCUGAAUAUAAGUGGAAAUGGCCACGGGUCCAUAUACACUGGUGUUUUAUCUGUUUAUCAAUAAAUGGUAUGUUUUUUUUGGAGAAAAGUACCUUGUGCAUUGUAAAAGCCAAAUGACACAAACAGCUCUUUUCUUCAACCCCAGAUGGUGAGCCCACAAA
Molecule: messenger RNA, 3120 nt
Organism: Betta splendens (Siamese fighting fish)
Lineage: Eukaryota; Metazoa; Chordata; Actinopteri; Anabantiformes; Osphronemidae
Product: zinc finger protein ZIC 4-like
Exons: 2
Coding region: 262-1410 (382 amino acids)
Biological process (GO): central nervous system development; regulation of transcription by RNA polymerase II
Cellular component (GO): nucleus
Molecular function (GO): DNA-binding transcription factor activity, RNA polymerase II-specific; RNA polymerase II cis-regulatory region sequence-specific DNA binding
Source: RefSeq, a predicted model, not a curated record